AUGGACUGCGAUGGCCGCGUCCUCUGUGCGGAAUUCUCCGGCGAUGGAAAACACAUCUUCUUUGUCUCGCUCGGGUCAUCAGGCUGCACUAUACAUGUGCGAGAUGCGGCCACUGGACAGCCGGCCCGUCGACCUGUGCACUGUGGUACAGAGAGUAAUGUCCAGUGCGUCGCCUUCUCUUCGGAGCGAGACUUCAUAGUGCUGGGCUUGUACAACAACACGAUUCAGGUUUGGAAUACCAAAGCAGGGCAGCAUAUCCACACGCUCAGAGGGAACAUGGGUUAUGUUUCAACGGUCGCUUUCUCUCCUGACGGCAAGCAGAUUGUGUCGGGCUCGGGUGACAUGAUGGUCUGUAUUUGGGAUGUGCAGUCUGAAAAGCUUGUCCAUCCACCACUCCAGGGACAUACGAACCGGGUGGUUUCCGUGGCUUUCUCGCCUGACUCCAACUGGGUGGUCUCACGUUCAACAGACGAAAUGAUUUGCUUAUGGGAUACCAUAACGGGAACACUCGUGCACGAGCUAUUGCGUGGCUAUCCAUCCGAUACAUCCUAUGUCGCAUUCUCGCAGGAUGGAAAAUGGAUUGCGUCAGGCGACGAGACCGUGCAGCUGUGGGAUGCCAAGUCUGGCCAGCCUAUCGGGUCCCCUCUUCGGGGCCACACUAGCGAUGUCGCAGCGUUGGCGAUUUCCCAGGACGGCAAAUUCGUUGUAUCCGGUUCUGUAGAUGGUGUUGUUCAUCUCUGGGACACGACAGAACAGGCCCUCUGCACGACUUUCCAUGGUCACUCCAACAGGGUGAACUCUGUGGCGUUCUCGGGAGACGGCCAGUACAUCGUCUCCGGAUCAGAGGACAGGACUGUACGCGUGUGGAACGCUUCAACCCGACGCACUGAGAAGGACAUUGUCAGAAGACACGCUGGCCUGGGCGACGGUAUAGCUGUUUCGCCGGAUGGGGAGUGUAUUAUUACUUGGCACGAGAAGGACAUUUGUGUGUGGGAUGUCUCGAUGGGAAUGCCUUUCCAAGUUCCGACCUUUCGACCCCGUUGGCCAAACCCUGCAGCAAUCUCUCCGGACGGGAAGUAUAUCGCAUUGUCAAGCUCAGGAGAGAUUAUACACGUAUGGGACAUCUCCACCGGGGAGCGUUCGCAGGAACCUCUCGAAGGGAACACUGCUCUCGUCGCAUCCCUUGCAUUCUCUCCAGACGGGAAGUGCAUCGCAUCGGGCGCAUGGGACGAGAAAAUACUCCUAUGGGACGUCGAGACAGGUCAGACUGUAUGCGCACCAUUGGAGGGGCAUACCAAACCAGUAUAUUGCGUUGCCUUUUCGCCAGAUGGCGCUUAUCUCGUCUCCAGUGACCGCGCUGGCGUCAUUCGGAUCUGGGACUCUGCCACGGGACAGACGAUCUGCGGUCCUUGGCGUGGCCAUGACGAUUGCGUUAACUCCGUCGUUUUCUCGCCAAACGGACGCUGCGUGGCCUCGGGCGGACGUGACGGUACAGUUCGCGUUUGGGAUGCGGUCACCGGGGAGGCGAUUCGCGAGCCGUUUCGGGGUCACACAAGUUGCGUCGAGACAGUGGCAUUUUCAUCGGAUGGCCAAUGCAUCAUAUCACGCGGCAACGACGACACGAUCCGGUUGUGGGAUGCCUCGACGGGGCAGGCUGACAAUGUCGAGGGACUACGGGGUGCGUCACCUCAACGUUUUACUUGA
This is a messenger RNA of Punctularia strigosozonata HHB-11173 SS5, 1704 nucleotides long. Its product is annotated as HET-E. The transcript has 2 exons. NCBI's taxonomy places the organism in Eukaryota, Fungi, Basidiomycota, Agaricomycetes, Corticiales, Punctulariaceae. Bases 1 to 1704 code for a protein of 567 amino acids. The record is from RefSeq and is a predicted model, not a curated record. Gene Ontology annotation, molecular function: protein binding.